Molecule: messenger RNA, 771 nt
Organism: Rhopalosiphum maidis (corn leaf aphid)
Lineage: Eukaryota; Metazoa; Arthropoda; Insecta; Hemiptera; Aphididae
Exons: 5
Coding region: 16-546 (176 amino acids)
Source: RefSeq, a predicted model, not a curated record
UGGCAUCAACCGCUUAUGAAAGAAAGGGAAUACAUUUUGACAAUUUAUUCGUUCGACUUCACUGCUAAGAUGAAGACAUCAUAUUUUUUCGGUUUCCUAAUAUCGGCAUUAGUGAUCCAGAUUUCAUCUGCGGAGCCUAGUGAGCCUACUGAGCUUGAUAAAAUGGCAGCGAACCUAAUGCAUUCUUUGAUUGACGUUGUAGAAAUACCGUAUAGAAAAUUGGAAAAAAUCUUAAACCCAUCGGCAGCUAGUGGAAACAAAGAACCAUUUUUAAAAGAUAUCGUAAUCAAACUUAACCGGAAGAAAGAAGAAAUUGAAAAGGCCUACUUGGAAUCACUAUCACCAGAAGAAAGAGAAUUGGCAAAGAAGAAAUUCAUCGAACAUGCCAAUAGUUCGCAAAGAAUAGCUAAUUCAAUUCGGGAUACUAGUAAAGCGGCCAAGUUGAUGAUAAAUACAUAUUUCAACAACCUACCAAAACAUUUCCAGAACAAAUUAUUUGAUUUAGGAAAAGACUUCAUUAAUAUUUUAAAUAAAAUGAAGGCAUAAUCCAAAAAUAGACCUCAAACUGAAGUAAAUAGACAACUCUACGGGAUCAAAAGUAUCUAUAAACAUUAACGAACUAUGUCGUCAAUAUUAUAGAAAAAAUUCAAAUUACCUAAAUGACUAAUGAUUAUUUAUGCAUAUUUUAACAUCGUUUUAUUUAUUUACCUACAUGUAUUCUCAUCUAAUCUUCUUCGUAAUUUAUAACGAAUUAAAAACAUUAAAAUAUAA